CCCCAACCGGCGAGCUCGCAGCCCGCGGCCGCCAUGAGCACGAGCACAGCUGCCCUCCUGCUGUGUGCCUGGCUGUGGGCCCCGGGCGGCGGGGGAGCCUGGCCCACGCACACGGCCUGCAGCGGUGGGGACCUGCAGAUAUUCUACCAGAGCUGCGAUCCAUUACAAGAUUUUGGCUUUUCGGCGGACCAGUGCUCCAGACAACUGGCAUCCAGUCCCAAAAUUCGAUUCGGACUCAUUCUGAGACAGGACAUCCGGGAGCUGUUUCUGGAGCUGGCGCUCUUCUCCAAGGCGUCCGUGUUCAACUUCUCCUACCCCAUCUGUGAGGACGACCAGCCCAAGUUUUCCUUCUGUGGGCGGAGGAAGGGGGAGCAGAUCUACUAUGCCGGGCCUGUCGUGCUCCCCAAGAUCCAGGUCCCCCGGGGGGAAUACCAAGUGCUGCUGCAGCUGUCCAACGAGAACCGUGUCCCCGUGGCCUGCGCCAACGCCACCGUCCUUGCCACCUGAGCCGGCCCCCGGGGCCCAGUGCCUUCCACACCAGGCCCUGGCGAGGGCCGAGAUGGCCCGGCUCCGCCUGCUGGAAUUGUCCCAGGACCUGGAGCUGCGGGGCGAGUCCCCGCCCUGCAGAUGAGUCCCUGAAGACUCGCUCCGGGAG
Molecule: messenger RNA, 655 nt
Organism: Sorex fumeus (smoky shrew)
Lineage: Eukaryota; Metazoa; Chordata; Mammalia; Eulipotyphla; Soricidae
Gene: LY86
Product: lymphocyte antigen 86
Biological process (GO): positive regulation of lipopolysaccharide-mediated signaling pathway; innate immune response
Source: RefSeq, a predicted model, not a curated record